Varanus komodoensis (Komodo dragon) is the source of this 4098-nucleotide messenger RNA. RefSeq names its product semaphorin-7A-like. Lineage: Eukaryota; Metazoa; Chordata; Lepidosauria; Squamata; Varanidae. The coding region runs from base 1 to 1905 and encodes 634 amino acids. The record is from RefSeq and is a predicted model, not a curated record. Gene Ontology annotation, biological process: axon guidance; negative regulation of axon extension involved in axon guidance; semaphorin-plexin signaling pathway. Gene Ontology annotation, molecular function: semaphorin receptor binding; chemorepellent activity. The transcript has 14 exons.
AUGAGGGGCCCCCAUUUCUGCCUUUUCUCGCUCUUCUGCCUGAUCUCCUCCCAAAAGAUUCCCAGGCUGAAGCUGAUCCCGAAAGAUGUGCCAAGCUUAACUUUUGAUGAGAGGGAGAGCUUGACGGCCAUGUUCCACGACACCAGCUCGGACCAGGUGCUCAUCGGAGGCCGAGGCGUUCUGUGGGUCCUCACCUUUCUGGAUUCCAAGAUCACGCCAAACCAGGUGCCCAUGAAAGCUGAGGAGAAGGCAGAGAAGGACUGCCAAAAGAAGCCUGGAGCAGUGCAGGAGGACUGUGAUAAUUUCAUCCGUGUGAUUCAGAGACUGGACGACAGAAUCAUUGUCUGUGGAACCAAUGCGGGUUCUCCCAAGUGCUGGUUUUUGGUCAACCACACAAAUUUGCAAGAGGACAGGCUGGGCCGGAAGUUCACCCUUCAGGCAGGAAGCUUCAUCGCACCCUCUCCAUCCCAAAACACGGUGGCCAUUGCAGUAGAAGGCAACCUGUAUACUGCAUUGUCUGGGAACAAAAGUGUCAUCCAGAGGAGCUUUGGAACCAAAAAGGGUGUUAAGACAGAAGAGAGCUGGCUGGGCAAUGCGGAGUUUGUCGGUGCUGCCUUCCUGCCAGAGAAGGACUCGGGCAACGAUGAGAUCUUCUUCUUCUACAAUGAAGUCAACCAGUCAGCGGGGCUGGAUGAGGAGCCCUACAAAGCUCAGCUGGGGCGUGUCUGCAAGGUGGACCAAGGCGCGAAGUCCUUCCUGGUGGACACCUGGAGCACCUUCCUCAAGGCACGGCUGGUGUGCGGACAUCCCAACCAGCCAAUGCGCUUCCACCACCUUCGGGACGCCUUUGUCCUCAGAAAAGAGGGCCAGAAUGAAGCUGUGCUUUAUGGAGUCUUCUCCAGCAUGUGGGGCUCGUCCGCCGUCUGUGCCUACUCUAUGAACAGAAUCAGCUCCAUCUUCAAGACUUCAAAAUUCAAGGGGGUCACGAGUGCCAUUCCUGUGCCCAGACCAGGCACGUGUGUGCCGUUGGAUUCCAAUCCAGCCCUGCCCAAGACAACCAUGACCUUCAUUAAGGAGCACCCAGAAAUAGACACGGUCAUCUACCCGGACGAGGAACGGCCCCUGUAUGUUCUCCAGAAUAAUGACACGUACACUCGAGUGCUGGUGGAUAGUGUGCAGGAUGCUGAAAAUGUACUGCAUGACGUCCUUUUUCUUGGAACAGCCAAAGGAAAGAUUCACAAAGUGCUCCGGAGCAAAGAGCAGACGGUGAUCAUUGCGGAGAUAAGUCCCUUCCAGAAAGAAAUGCCCGUUUCUUCCAUGAUCCUGGACCCCACCCUGGGGCACCUGUACGUCAGCACCAAGUCCGAGGUGGUGCGCCUGCUGCUGACGGACUGCGACCAGUACAACGAAAACUGCUGGAAGUGCGUCCUGGCUCGGGACCCGUACUGCGGGUGGGACAUGGACGCAAAGAGCUGCUCCGCCAUCUCCCAGGAGGGAAACCGCACUGGCAGGUUACUUCAGAGCUUGGAUUCUCCCAACACCACAUACGUGUGUGAUGCUGUGGAAGAAAAACUGGCCCAGGAAGCCCUCAAAAAAGUGAGUGUGGAUUCCACCGGCUACAUUUACUUACCGUGCCCGCUGCGUUCUCACCACGCCAUCUACACGUGGGUCAAGGAUGAGAAGACCUACCCGUGCUGUAUGGACGAGCAGUCUUGCACUCUUCGCUUUGGGGAGAGCACGCCCAUGGACCAGGGUAUCUUCAAAUGCACCGCCAAGGAAGAAGGUUACCAAGAGGAAAUAACAGCCUUCAAAGUCACACUCAACAGUGGUAGGAUCCCAGAAAGCUCCUUGGCUGUGGUGGCUGCAGGAAUUUUGUUCCUUACCAUAACGAUCCUCCUGCUAUAGGCCAGACUGGGUGAUAGGAGUGGAACUCAUCGCACUGCCAACCAAAAGUCCCUUUUCUUUUUUUAAACGAUUGGCUCUGACAAAGCCUGUUAAAUCCCUUUGGCCGUGUUUGCACCUUUGGACAAGAAAUCGCACUCGGCUGGAGAAGCAAGUUUGUUCAUCACUCUCAAAUCCGGAUGUUCUACCCAUCAAGAUUUCUCUCCAAGUCCACCAGAUAUUCUGUGUUCACUUCAGAAUGAGAUUUCAUAAGAAAGAGCUUUCUGAAUGACAGCAGGAUCAAGGAAGCUGAAAUACUGAUGGUUGCAUUUCAGUGUUUGCUGAAAUGUGAUUUUUCUUGGAAAUGUUUGAAUCAUUCUGGACCAAAUUUGAGCUUAAGCCAUGAAGAAUUCCAUUUCAUCCCCUGGUGGCCCCAUCCAAGUUGGUUUGUCCACAGUUUGAAAAGCAAAGCAUUUUCACGUUGUGAAAGAAAUCUUCUUCACGAAUUAAAUGUUACCGUUUCUCUUUUGGACCAUGUAUGUAAUUUGUCUUGUUGCAUGUGCUGCCUAACUGUGAAAUUUUUACCGCUGGAGGGCACAAGAUGGAUUAUGGAUUGCUUCCGGCCCUGGACCACCGUUUGGAGCAAACCUCGGCCAAACUCUGCCUUACUUCACAAGCCAGGCGGCUGCUGAAAUAGCUGUCAACAUCUCCUGGAAUUUAACUUUCUGUGGGCAAAUCUGCCUGGGAGCAAAUACCGUGAAAAGCAUGGCAUUUAGACUCUGCUGUCAGAACUCCGUGCCAGUUAUUCCACUGUCUCGUUCCAGUCAUGCAAUGUACGUCUUGUAACGGCCCAGCCUAUAUAACCUUACAUUCUAAAAAUGCAUGCAAUCAACAGUUCUCCCGAGAAAAUCCUCAGGAGGUCAAGCAAAUGGAGUCAAGCAAGAGGGAAGAGUCAGUUGCAAAGGAAGGACCAAACUAUGGGCUAUGGGUGACCAAGGCUCCAGAAGAGGCUAGUCCAUGACAAUCUGGAGGACAGGUGGUACUGAAAACAUAAUUUUCUGAGGCACUGGGACUGUGGAAGACAGGGGCCAGGCAUCUUCUGGGGCUGCUGCAUCUUGGUCAUGAGUUGCUGGAAGAGACAGGCCAGCAGGAUUGGAAAAACAUCCCGAAUUCUCAUGAAAAGCAAGCUGUGAGCGCUGGCUGCUGAUGAGCAUCAGGUGUUAUUGCUUGUGGACUUUCUGGAAGCUUCUGGCUGGCCAUGGAGAGAACAGAAUGGCCUGGAGUCUGAUCCAUGGCGGAAGAUGAUCCUGAAACAGGGACCGGGGUUUGGGGGCCAGUGGGGGUGGCUUUGGAAAACCACUUAUCAGGUGUACUCAAAAGAGCUGGGCACUUUUAGAAUGGAGAAGGAAAAGUUAAGCCGUGACCCUCUGUCUGGGCUCCUGCAGUGUUUACUUUCUGCUCACAGGGGUUGAGCUACAUGACCUUCGGGGUCACCACCCUAAAAUUCUGACUCUCUCUCCAGUCAGUCCUGCUGCUUUCUGACCAUUGAUGCAAAAGGCAUUUUCUUUCUCAUUAGGAUUAGUAUAUAAGGGAAGUAUUUUUUUAGAAAGUUUAUAUGAAAUCUAUUUACAAAAGUAGGGGGAAGUUGCCACAGUGGGGAAAAUGGGAAAUCAAAACUCAGAGGAUUGUAAUUAAGGCAUUAUAUUGCUUCAAGAGAAUCGCUGUUUCAGUUCGAUACACCCUUAGCACGGGACUGAAUCCCACUGAAUUCAGUGGGUUUUCUUGGGACACGAUUCUCUCACGUCGACUGGAGCAUAUAUGCAGAAAAAAAAGUUUCUGGGUUGUGUCCACAACGUGUUUGGGAAUCGCACUGUUUGGGGAGAACCUGGAUAAUCUUGUGUUGCUUGGCGGAGAGGAAGAUAAUUCACAUCCCCCCCAGGAUACCCCCAGGGUUAAGGGCACACAUCCAGACCAGGGGGAAUGGCCUUACUUUCAAGGAAACAUUCAAAAGAUUAGAUCGUCCAUAGAUUGGCUCACGUUUUAGAUCCUUAUUUAUGAUCUUCUUACUCACGGCAAUGUUUCUACAGGAGUGAACUGGCCUAUCCCAAUCCAUUCUCAGUCUGAAAUGUAAGUUACAUCAGGAGAAUGAUAGCUGUCUGGCUUUUUUGCACAUUUCACCAAAACAGGAGCUCAUCUUGUCCAUUACUAAGAUGAUGC